AUUAAUCCUUGCUCCCAAACGUUUCUCUACUUAGAUCUAAAAAAACUGAUAUUCUUCUUCUUUACUUUUAAGUUUUUAGAGCACUAUGGGUAGUGAAGCUUUGGAAUUUUUUUCUUGUGAUAAUAAUAAUAAUAAUCAUGGUUUUUGCUAUGAACCAAAAAAGAACACAAUUAUGGAGGAAACUGAUAAUCUUUCCAUUAUUCAUGAUGGUUCUUGGUUUGAAGAAGAGAUUGAUGUUGAUCUCAAAUGGUCUUUUGCUUUGAACAGUGUGCUGUAUAAAGGAACAAGCGAGUACCAAGAUAUUGCUCUUUUGGACACCAAACACUUUGGGAAGAUAUUGGUGAUAGAUGGGAAGAUGCAGAGUGCAGAAGUGGAUGAAUUUAUAUAUCAUGAAUGUCUCAUUCAUCCAGCUCUCUUAUGUCACCCAAACCCCAAAAAUGUGUUCAUAAUGGGAGGUGGUGAAGGGUCUGCAGCAAGGGAAGCUCUUAGACACAAAUGUAUGGAGAAAGUUGUCAUGUGUGACAUUGAUAUGGAGGUUGUUGAUUUCUGCAAGAAACAUCUAACAGCAAACCAUGAGGCUUUUCUUCACAAGAAGCUAAACUUGGUCAUUAACGAUGCCAAAGCUGAGCUAGAGCAGAGGCAAGAAAAGUUUGAUAUCAUAGUUGGGGAUUUAGCUGAUCCAGUUGAAGGAGGACCUUGUUACCAACUCUAUACCAAAUCUUUCUAUCAAAAUAUCCUUAAACCUAAGCUUAACGAUACUGGCAUCUUCGUUACUCAGGCUGGACCAGCAGGGGUUUUUACACACAAGGAAGUUUUCUCAUCCAUUUACAACACAACCAAGCAGGUUUUCAAAUAUGUGCUGGCAUAUACAGCUCAUGUACCCUCAUUUGCUGAUACUUGGGGAUGGGUUAUGGCUUCUGACCAACCAUUUUGUCUUGAUGCUGGAAAAUUGGACAAGAAAAUAGCAGAAAGAAUUGAAGGAGAAUUGUUAUAUCUUAAUGGUGCUUCAUUCUUCUCUUCCACCAUCUUGAACAAGACUGUUGCCAAAACGCUGAAGAAUGAGAGUCAUGUGUAUACUGAAGAUGAUGCAAGGUUCAUUCAUGGGCAUGGAUUGGGAUGUAGAAAUUGAGGCAACAAGGUUUUCUGAUGGGGGAACUGUACAGCCAAAUGUUUGGGUAACAAAGGAAUAUGAA
Messenger RNA from Solanum verrucosum, 1193 nucleotides. Its product is annotated as thermospermine synthase ACAULIS5. NCBI's taxonomy places the organism in Eukaryota, Viridiplantae, Streptophyta, Magnoliopsida, Solanales, Solanaceae. Bases 86 to 1129 code for a protein of 347 amino acids. The record is from RefSeq and is a predicted model, not a curated record. Gene Ontology annotation, biological process: polyamine biosynthetic process. The transcript is spliced from 10 exons. Gene Ontology annotation, molecular function: thermospermine synthase activity.